AAACAAGCCAGUUCAAUCCUUGAUCAUUGGCAAGCUCAGCAGCCUCUGGUGAGGACCAAAAGCUCUGUCACUCCUUCUUCAUUUAGAAUGUACAGAGAGAACAAGAGUCGAGACUGCCAGAACUGAUCAUAGAGUGUGGAUUCUAGACAAUGUAGCUGCGGUGUGAUUGAAUCUAUCUACCCAAAUGUUGCUGGUCAUUGUCAUGACAAAGUUCAGAUCUUUUGCUUGAUCUCACAAAUUCCAUCUCGGCUGAUGCAUCAUUGUCACAUUUUCGUUCUUCAUCGAUCUUUUCUUGCAGGUACAUACCUGAAGAUGGCGCCCUCUAGCAAUGUGGUGUUCAUGUUGAUCCUCACGACCUUGGUUUUCAGCCAUGGUCAGGCUUCGGCCAACGGAGAGACCAUCACAGAGAAGAUACAGCAUGGGUUCACGGACGUUGGUGAAUCAGACGCUGCGCUAACCGCUACUAGAGAGAAGAUCGUCGAGGGACUGAAGACUGUCACAGAUAUGUCCGAUCAGCUGCGAGUUGCGACCCAGAAGAUCAACAUCUUCAACGCUCCUCAGCAGGGAGCGGUGAUCGCCAGCGGAUUUGCAACCAUCAUUCAGAAGGUUUCUGAGGGAAUCGUGAGGGUGGACCGAGUCACUUCAGGUCCGCUUCCGGAUGCUGAUGCCCAGCUCGUAGUGGACGCCCUGACGACAUUCGUGCAGGUCCACCAGGCGUUGCUGAAUGUGGUGAUUGGCAAGCACGGCAUUCUUACGAUGAUUCCGUUCUUCGAGCCCAUCAGAAUGUCUCUUGUGAGUCUGGAAGCUGUCAUCGACAGGUUGGCGUUCGACUUGAUUGCUCUUAUUCCUACUCAGAAAUCGUCGGCAACAAUCCAGUUCCAGAAGCUGGACGUCACGUUGAAAGACGCCGAGGACACCUACAGCUUCCCUCUUGCAUCCGCUGAAUCUGAUGCUGCUCUCACUGCCACCACAGAGAAGAUCGUCGAGGGACUGAAGACUGUCACAGAUAUGUCCGAUCAGCUCAGAGUUGCGACCCAAAAGAUCAACAUCUUCAACGCUCCUCAGCAGGGAGCGGUGAUCGCCAGCGGAUUUGCAACCAUCAUUCAGAAGGUCUCUGAGGGAAUCGUGAGGGUGGACCGAGUCACUUCAGGUCCGCUUCCGGAUGCUGAUGCCCAGCUCGUAGUGGACGCCCUGACGACAUUCGUGCAGGUCCACCAGGCGUUGCUGAAUGUGGUGAUUGGCAAGCACGGCAUUCUUACGAUGAUUCCGUUCUUCGAGCCCAUCAGAAUGUCUCUUGUGAGUCUGGAAGCUGUCAUCGACAGGUUGGCGUUCGACUUGAUUGCUCUAAUUCCUACUCAGAAAUCCUCAGCAACAAUUCAGUUCCAGAAGCUGGACGUCACGUUGAAAGACGCCGAGGACACCUACAGCUUCCCUCUUGCAUCCGCUGAAUCUGAUGCUGCUCUCACUGCCACCACAGAGAAGAUCGUCGAGGGACUGAAGACUGUCACAGAUAUGUCCGAUCAGCUCAGAGUUGCGACCCAAAAGAUCAACAUCUUCAACGCUCCUCAGCAGGGAGCGGUGAUCGCCAGCGGAUUUGCAACCAUCAUUCAGAAGGUCUCUGAGGGAAUCGUGAGGGUGGACCGAGUCACUUCAGGUCCGCUUCCGGAUGCUGAUGCCCAGCUCGUAGUGGACGCCCUGACGACAUUCGUGCAGGUCCACCAGGCGUUGCUGAAUGUGGUGAUUGGCAAGCACGGCAUUCUUACGAUGAUUCCGUUCUUCGAGCCCAUCAGAAUGUCUCUUGUGAGUCUGGAAGCUGUCAUCGACAGGUUGGCGUUCGACUUGAUUGCUCUUAUUCCUACUCAGAAAUCGUCGGCAACAAUCCAGUUCCAGAAGCUGGACGUCACGUUGAAAGACGCCGAGGACACCUACAGCUUCCCUCUUGCAUCCGCUGAAUCUGAUGCUGCUCUCACUGCCACCACAGAGAAGAUCGUCGAGGGACUGAAGACUGUCACAGAUAUGUCCGAUCAGCUGCGAGUUGCGACCCAAAAGAUCAACAUCUUCAACGCUCCUCAGCAGGGAGCGGUGAUCGCCAGCGGAUUUGCAACCAUCAUUCAGAAGGUUUCUGAGGGAAUCGUGAGGGUGGACCGAGUCACUUCAGGUCCGCUUCCGGAUGCUGAUGCCCAGCUCGUAGUGGACGCCCUGACGACAUUCGUGCAGGUCCACCAGGCGUUGCUGAAUGUGGUGAUUGGCAAGCACGGCAUUCUUACGAUGAUUCCGUUCUUCGAGCCCAUCAGAAUGUCUCUUGUGAGUCUGGAAGCUGUCAUCGACAGGUUGGCGUUCGACUUGAUUGCUCUUAUUCCUACUCAGAAAUCGUCGGCAACAAUCCAGUUCCAGAAGCUGGACGUCACGUUGAAAGACGCCGAGGACACCUACAGCUUCCCUCUUGCAUCCGCUGAAUCUGAUGCUGCUCUCACUGCCACCACAGAGAAGAUCGUCGAGGGACUGAAGACUGUCACAGAUAUGUCCGAUCAGCUGCGAGUUGCGACCCAAAAGAUCAACAUCUUCAACGCUCCUCAGCAGGGAGCGGUGAUCGCCAGCGGAUUUGCAACCAUCAUUCAGAAGGUUUCUGAGGGAAUCGUGAGGGUGGACCGAGUCACUUCAGGUCCGCUUCCGGAUGCUGAUGCCCAGCUCGUAGUGGACGCCCUGACGACAUUCGUGCAGGUCCACCAGGCGUUGCUGAAUGUGGUGAUUGGCAAGCACGGCAUUCUUACGAUGAUUCCGUUCUUCGAGCCCAUCAGAAUGUCUCUUGUGAGUCUGGAAGCUGUCAUCGACAGGUUGGCGUUCGACUUGAUUGCUCUUAUUCCUACUCAGAAAUCGUCGGCAACAAUCCAGUUCCAGAAGCUGGACGUCACGUUGAAAGACGCCGAGGACACCUACAGCUUCCCUCUUGCAUCCGCUGAAUCUGAUGCUGCUCUCACUGCCACCACAGAGAAGAUCGUCGAGGGACUGAAGACUGUCACAGAUAUGUCCGAUCAGCUGCGAGUUGCGACCCAAAAGAUCAACAUCUUCAACGCUCCUCAGCAGGGAGCGGUGAUCGCCAGCGGAUUUGCAACCAUCAUUCAGAAGGUUUCUGAGGGAAUCGUGAGGGUGGACCGAGUCACUUCAGGUCCGCUUCCGGAUGCUGAUGCCCAGCUCGUAGUGGACGCCCUGACGACAUUCGUGCAGGUCCACCAGGCGUUGCUGAAUGUGGUGAUUGGCAAGCACGGCAUUCUUACGAUGAUUCCGUUCUUCGAGCCCAUCAGAAUGUCUCUUGUGAGUCUGGAAGCUGUCAUCGACAGGUUGGCGUUCGACUUGAUUGCUCUUAUUCCUACUCAGAAAUCCUCAGCAACAAUUCAGUUCCAGAAGCUGGACGUCACGUUGAAAGACGCCGAGGACACCUACAGUUUCCCUCUUGCAUCAAAAACGGAUGCGCAGACAGAGAUUCUGAGAUAGGAAGUGAUUAAGAACGGAAUUAAAUCAUAUCUGGCAAUAUGGAGAGGAGAAUUGCCAUGUAGGAAUAGACGAUCUGAAUACCAGAUGUACGCAGGGGCAUUGUGCGGGUUCGCUUUCUGCGUUCUAUUAGGACUAACUCCGCAGUUUCGUGAUAGAUCUAUGAGUUAGAGCGAGGACUGGGAUUUUGUGAUCCAGUUCGCUGAUGUUUGUUUCUGCAAGGGCUUAUAUACAAUGGCGUGAACCGCAGAAUUGGUUGCCUUAAAGCCAAGCCUGAUGAUUGUACUUAUGGUGUAUAAGCUUUCAAAUUGACAGACAUGAAUAAAUUUCCAGGACUGCUUCCAUG
Marchantia polymorpha subsp. ruderalis is the source of this 3835-nucleotide messenger RNA. The record is from the annotation of a GenBank genome assembly. Lineage: Eukaryota; Viridiplantae; Streptophyta; Marchantiopsida; Marchantiales; Marchantiaceae.